UUGGUAGAGCGCGUCACUAGUAAUGACGAGGUCAGUCGUUCGAGUCGGCUGUGGGGAAGUUUUUUUUGUCUCCUCCCCGUCGGCCGCUGUCAAACUGCUUGCUUGCUUGAUGAUGAUGAUGGUACCCCGGCUGAUGAGAAUGUCACCUCUUGCUCUGAAGAGUCGUCUCAUCAGUUUGCUUUCGGCAACUUGCCAAAGCACGAGACCGAACUCGGGUCCGGAGGGCGGAAUGUGUUGUACAGUACCCCAGACUUAAUUGCGAUUCCCAUCACUGGCUACGAUGGAGUCCAAGUUCAUUUCGUACAAGUCUAAGUACUUCCCUCGAGGGGUCAUCGGCAUCGUCUCCGGACAGGAGGUUCACCCAUGCGUGGUUGGGGAGAACUAUGUCGAUGAUAUGUAUGAUUUGGUAGAGGAUUGGGAUGCGAUCGCUCCAUCGUUGAGGCGAGGCAAGCCAAGCGAGCUCGUAGCUAGCGUCCACAUCCAGGCCCCGUUCGUGGGUCGAGAUGUCAUUGGCAUUGCGAAGAACUUCCGCGACCACCCGAAGGAUGGCGAGCCGGCCCCUCAGCCACCAACGUUCCCGAUGUUCUUCACUAAGCGAGCGACUUCGAUUAUCCCGACUGGGGCGGAGAUAUAUCACCAUUUAAACGUCACAAAGGAAAUCGAUUACGAGGGAGAAGUGGGAAUUAUCAUUGGGAAAGGAGGCUUUGGCAUCCCCAAAGAGGAGGCAUGGAAACAUAUUUGGGGGGCGACCAUUGUUAAUGAUAUAUCAGCACGAGACCGUCAGCGCGAUCAUAAACAGUUUUAUAUCGGCAAGUCGUUAGAUACAUUUUGCCCCAUGGGUCCGUUCGCUGUCCAUAGGUCUGCACUUGAUUGGGAUAACCUUCUUCUCGAAACUCGAGUGAACGGAGAAGUGAGGCAGCAUUCAAAGACCAAUGACUUGAUCUUUGACAUCCCGACUCUGGUCGAGACUUGUUCCAUGGGAACAACUCUUCAACCUGGUGACGUGAUUGCUACGGGUACACCAGCUGGCAUUGGUAGCUCUUUCAAGCCUCCCGUGUUCCUUAAACCUGGCGACAUCGUUGAGGUUUCUGUGACCAACCUAGGAACGCUCAGGAACCCCAUUUCCGCCCGAGAUGCGCCGCCACCCGCCUGCAAUCCAGUACGCGUUAAGAAAACUCCGCUCUUGUCCCCAGCAAAUGCCAAAGAACACGCUGUGCCGUACAGAUACACCCCAACUGUUCUGAAGAGGGGGUUUGGUUUUGGAAAAUCCUCCUUGACACUACCUGUCGUUUUUGGGUGGGGAUUGCUUGCAUGUGUAUUGCAUAUCGUCGUUAAGUCUACGCACAAUCCACGCUGAUUUUGCAUCAUUAUCCAACUGUAUCAAUACUCGUUCGUUUCUUGUGCCAAUUUCAUUCCUCCGUGGCUGUGUGCACUGGGUCAUACUAUUCCCAAGCUCUCACCAGGUCCCCAUUGUGGCAUUCAUACGUUCGACCCCAAUUACUGUCGACAUGUCCUCCCCAACACAAUUGCCUAUCCCAGCUACCAAUGAAGGGACCUCGCCGGCAUUGACGGGGGGCUCAAACAUAGCAGGGGAGCUACUUCGAAAUGACGAAUUUCAAUUGUACGACCUCAAAGUCGAGGUGGUUGUCGACCAGGGCUCUGGUGAACCUUCACAUAGCGACACAAGUGCACCACCUCGUUUGCU
This is a messenger RNA of Cantharellus anzutake, 1705 nucleotides long. RefSeq lists its product as uncharacterized. Lineage: Eukaryota; Fungi; Basidiomycota; Agaricomycetes; Cantharellales; Hydnaceae. The record is from RefSeq and is a predicted model, not a curated record. Gene Ontology annotation, molecular function: acetylpyruvate hydrolase activity. The coding region runs from base 281 to 1357 and encodes 358 amino acids. The transcript is spliced from 7 exons.